AUGAAGGUCAGAGUCUUCUCUGCACCUGCAAUCCAGUACUGCGGAGGUACAGACAGAAGGAUCCCUAGGGCUUGCUGGAUCGUCCAGCCGGUCAGCGCGCCUCCCUCGGAGCGCGCCCUGCAGAGCGUGGGCCAAAGUGAGGGUCCGUUGCGGAGGUCGGCGGAGGGCCCGAGGAACACGACAUCGCGGAGAUGGUUUCACCCAAACAUCACUGGCGUGGAGGCAGAGAGCCUACUAUCGACCAGAGGAGUCGACGGCAGUUUCUUGGCCAGACCCAGCAACAGCAACCCUGGAGACUUCACCCUGUCGGUUAGGAGAAACGGGGCUGUCACUCACAUCAAGAUUCAGAACACCAGCGACCACUACGACCUGCCCGGAGGGGAGAAGUUUGCCACCCUGGCUGAGCUGGUCCAGUACUACGUGGAGCACCAGGGACAAUUGAAAGAGAAGAACGGAGAUGUCAUGGAGCUCAGAUACCCACUGAACUGUACUGAUCCUACCUCGGAACGGUGGUUCCACGGUCACCUGUCUGGAAAGGAAGCCGAGAACCUCCUGGCCGAGAAGGGGAAGCAUGGCAGCUUUCUGGUCCGUGAGAGCCAGAGCCACCCUGGAGAUUUCGUCCUCUCUGUCCGCACCGGUGACGCCGACGGGGAGGGCAACGAUGGCCAGUCCAGAGUGACCCACGUCAUGAUUCGCUGCCAGGAACUGCAGUACGACGUUGGCGGAGGAGAACGGUUUGACUCCUUGACAGACUUGGUGGAGCAUUACAAGAAAAAUCCUAUGGUGGAAACGCUGGGCGCAGUGCUACAACUCAAGCAGCCCCUCAAUACGACCCGGGUCAACGCUGCGGAAAUAGAAAGCCGGGUCCGAGAGCUCAGCAAAUUCGCCGAGACCACAGAUAAAGUCAAACAAGGCUUUUGGGAAGAAUUUGAGACGCUACAACAGCAGGAAUGCAAACCUCUCUACAGUCGGAAAGAAGGUCAGAGGCAAGAAAAUAAAAACAAAAACAGAUAUGACAACAUCCUGCCCUUUGAUCACACCAGGGUCGUCCUACAUGACGGAGAUCCCAGUGAGCCAGUUUCCGAUUACAUCAAUGCAAACAUCAUCAUGCCCGCAUUCGCAAGCAAGGGCAACGAUUCAAAGCCCAAGAAGAGUUACAUCGCCACUCAAGGCUGCUUGCCAAACACCGUGAACGACUUCUGGCGCAUGGUGUUCCAAGAAAACUCCCGAGUCAUUGUCAUGGCAACCAAGGAAGUGGAAAGAGGAAGGAGCAAGUGUGUCAAGUACUGGCCCGAGGAGUCUGCGCUUAAAGAAUACGGCGUCAUGCGUGUCAGGCACGUCAAAGAAAGCGCCGCUCAUGACUACACUUUACGAGAACUGAAACUUUCCAAGGUUGGACAAGGGAACACGGAGAGAACGGUCUGGCAGUAUCACUUUCAGACCUGGCCGGACCACGGAGUACCCGGUGAUCCCCAGGGUGUGCUGGACUUCCUGGAGGAGGUCCGCCGCAAGCAGGAGAGCAUCGUGGGCGCAGGUCAUGUGGUUCACUGCAGUGCUGGAAUUGGCCGCACAGGGACAUUCAUCGUGAUCGAUAUUCUUAUCGACAUCAUCCGAGAGAAAGGUGUCGACUGUGACAUUGACGUUGCCAAGACGAUUCAGAUGGUGCGGUCCCAGAGGUCAGGGAUGGUUCAGACGGAAGCCCAGUACCGGUUCAUCUACGUGGCUGUCCAGCACCAUAUCGAGACACUGCAGCGCACGGUCGACGAGGAGCAGAAAAGCAAGAGGAAAGGACGCGAAUAUACCAAUACUAAGUAUUCCCUCGCAGAGCAGACAAGCAGCGACCAGAACCCCCUGCCGCCUUGCACCCCAAAGCCACCGUGCGCGAAAAAGGGGGAAGACAGUGCAAGAGUCUUUGAGAGCGUGGGCCUGGUGCAGCAACAGCAGCAGAGCUUCAGGUGA
Molecule: messenger RNA, 1959 nt
Organism: Jaculus jaculus (lesser Egyptian jerboa)
Lineage: Eukaryota; Metazoa; Chordata; Mammalia; Rodentia; Dipodidae
Product: tyrosine-protein phosphatase non-receptor type 11-like
Biological process (GO): protein dephosphorylation
Molecular function (GO): protein tyrosine phosphatase activity
Source: RefSeq, a predicted model, not a curated record